Messenger RNA from Danio aesculapii, 4734 nucleotides. Its product is annotated as transient receptor potential cation channel subfamily M member 5-like. Bases 1 to 3498 code for a protein of 1165 amino acids. Gene Ontology annotation, cellular component: membrane. Gene Ontology annotation, biological process: calcium ion transmembrane transport. NCBI's taxonomy places the organism in Eukaryota, Metazoa, Chordata, Actinopteri, Cypriniformes, Danionidae. The record is from RefSeq and is a predicted model, not a curated record. The transcript is spliced from 24 exons. Gene Ontology annotation, molecular function: ligand-gated calcium channel activity; calcium-activated cation channel activity.
AUGGUCGAGAAGUCCAGUGAGAGAUAUGAUAAACAGAUGGCCGGACGAUUGGGAGAUAUAGAUUUUACAGGUGUCAGUCGAACCAGGGGCAAGUUUGUAAGGGUGACCAGCUCCACGGAUCCAGCUGAGAUCUAUCAGAUUUUGACUAAGCAGUGGGGUCUGGCUCCACCUCAUCUUGUGGUGGCACUGAUGGGAGGUGAUGAAGUUGCUCAGCUUAAGCCUUGGCUGAGGGACACACUUAGGAAAGGCCUUGUGAAGGCAGCACAGAGCACAGGGGCCUGGAUCCUCACCAGUGGUUUGCGCUUUGGCAUCACUAAGAAUCUGGGUCAGGCCGUAAGGGACCACUCCCUAGCAAGCACUUCCCCGAAGGUGCGAGUUGUGGCUAUUGGAAUUGCCCCCUGGAACAUGAUUCAGAACCGAGAUCUGUUGCUCUCUGCAAAGCCUGAUCAUCCAGCAACAUACCCAACCGAGGAUCUCCCUUAUGGCGCUGUGUACUCCUUGGACUGCAAUCAUUCACAUUUCAUCCUGGUGGACGAGGACGCCAAGAGGCCCGGAGCCACUGGUGAGAUGAGGGUCAAGAUGCUCAAACACAUCUCUCUGCAGCGCACAGGAUAUGGGGGCACAGGCAGCAUAGAAAUACCUGUUUUAUGUCUUCUGGUUCAUGGAGAGCCAAGGAUAUUACAGAAAAUGUACAAGAAUAUUCAGAAUUCAAUUCCCUGGCUAAUAUUGGCUGGCUCAGGAGGAGUCGCUGAUAUUUUAGUGACCCUGAUGGACAGAGGAUGCUGGGAUGCUGAUAUUGUUCAAGAGCUGUUAAUUAACACUUUUCCUGAUGGUCUGCACAGCACUGAAAUCACGUCUUGGACCAAACUGAUUCAGAGAAUAUUGGACCAUGGUCACCUGUUAACAGUGCAUGACCCAGAGCAGGAUUCAGAACUGGAUACAGUAAUUCUCAAAGCACUGGUUAAGGCGUGUAAGAGUCAGAGUCAGGAAGCGCAGGACUUCCUGGAUGAGCUGAAACUGGCCGUGGCCUGGAAUAGAGUGGACAUCGCCAAGAGUGAGAUCUUCAGUGGAGAUGUCCAAUGGAGUGCACAGGACCUGGAGGAGGUCAUGAUGGAGGCAUUGGUGAAUGACAAGCCUGACUUUGUGCGUCUGUUUGUUGAUAACGGUGUGAACAUAAAGCAGUUCCUGACUUAUGGCCGUCUCCAAGAGCUCUACUGCUCUGUGUCUGAGAAAAACCUCCUUCACACACUGCUCCUGAAAAAGAAUCAGGAGAGACAGGCUCAAUUGGCCAGAAAACGAAUGUCAGGAAACCCCAACAAUGAACUAGGUGACCGCAAAUUCCGUUUCACCUUCCACGAGGUCUCAAAAGUCCUCAAAGACUUUCUUGAUGACACCUGUAAGGGUUUCUACCAAAAACUUCCAGCGGAAAGGAUGGGAAAAGGCAGACUUUUCCACAGCCAGAAAAACCUCCCAGACAUGGACAGACGAUGUGAGCACCCUUGGAGAGACCUCUUUCUUUGGGCUAUUCUGCAGAAUAGGCAGGAAAUGGCAAACUACUUCUGGGCCAUGGGCCCCGAGGCAGUGGCAGCUGCUCUGGUGGGCUGUAAGAUCAUGAAGGAGAUGGCCCAUCUGGCUACUGAAGCGGAGUCUGCUCGCAGUAUGAAGAAUGCCAAGUAUGAGCAGUUUGCAAUGGAUCUUUUCAGUGAGUGUUAUUCAAACAGUGAAGACAGAGCCUAUUCUCUCCUGGUGAGGAAAACGUGCUGUUGGAGCAAAGCAACUGUCCUUAAUAUCGCCACUUUGGCAGAAGCCAAAUGCUUUUUUGCUCACGAUGGAGUCCAGGCCUUGCUGACCAAAGUCUGGUGGGGAGCCAUGAGGACAGACACCUCCAUAUCUAGACUCGUGCUCACGUUCUUCAUCCCUCCCCUUGUUUGGACCAGCCUUGUCAAGUUCAAUCCAGAGGAACAGGUGAGCAAAGAUGAAGGGGAGCCGUUUGCUGAGCUGGACAGUUUGGAAACAGAACCAGCACUGUUACUCACAGACGGGGAUCCUGUUGCUGGGGAAGGUAGUGCUGACACUGCCGCUCACAGUUGCAGCGCGACCUUCAUCCGUGUGGUUCUACGGCGCUGGAACCGUUUCUGGAGCGCUCCAGUCACCGUGUUCAUGGGGAACGUCAUCAUGUACUUUGCUUUCCUCAUUCUGUUCAGUUAUGUGCUGCUCUUGGACUUCAGGCCUCCACCACCGUAUGGCCCGUCUGCAGCUGAGAUCAUCCUCUACUUCUGGGUCUUUACCCUGGUGUUGGAGGAAAUCAGACAGAGUUUCUUCACGGAUGAGGACAUGAGUAUUCUGAAGAAGAUGAAGCUGUAUGUGGAGGACAACUGGAACAAAUGUGACAUGGUGGCCAUCUCCCUCUUUGUGGUGGGAUUGUCAUGCAGGAUGGCCAUGAGUACAUAUGAGGCUGGCCGCACUGUUCUUGCUUUGGACUUCAUGGUUUUCACCCUAAGACUCAUUCACAUUUUUGCCAUACAUAAGCAGCUGGGACCCAAAAUAAUCAUUGUUGAGAGAAUGAUCAAGGAUGUGUUCUUCUUCCUCUUCUUCCUGAGUGUUUGGCUGAUAGCGUAUGGAGUGACCACACAGGCCCUUCUUCACCCCAAUGACCCGCGCAUUGAUUGGGUCUUCCGAAGGGCACUGUACCGCCCAUAUCUUCAUAUAUUUGGACAGAUUCCUUUGGAGGAAAUAGAUGCGGCAAAAAUGCCAGAUGAUAACUGCACUACUGAUGUGCAGGAGAUUAUAUUAGGCACUCUGCCACCCUGCCCAAACGUCUAUGCCAACUGGCUGGUCAUUCUGCUGCUUGUCAUCUAUUUGCUGGUCACAAAUGUACUGCUGCUCAACCUGCUGAUUGCCAUGUUCAGCUACACAUUUCAAGUGGUGCAGGAGAAUGCAGACAUCUUCUGGAAGUUUCAGCGCUAUAACUUGAUUGUUGAAUACCACAGCCGCCCGGCACUUGCACCACCCUUCAUCAUCAUCAGCCACAUCACACAGGCUCUCCUCAGCUUCAUCAAAAAGACAGAAAACACACAGGAUCUGCUGGAGAGGGAACUGCCGGCUGGCCUGGACCAGAAGCUCAUGACAUGGGAGACGGUGCAGAAAGAGAACUAUCUGGCUAAACUGGAGCAUGAGCACAGAGAGAGCAGCGGAGAGAGACUCAGAUACACUUCCUCAAAGGUACAGACUUUGCUAAGGAUGGUUGGGGGUUUUAAGGACCAAGAAAAGCGAAUGGCAACAGUGGAGACUGAGGUGAGGUAUUGUGGAGAGGUCUUGUCUUGGAUUGCCGAAUGUUUUCACAAAAGUACUCUGAAGUGUGACAGAGAAGCACCAAAAGCCCCACGGUCCAUUGCCAUGAGCUCCAGAGACCAGCAGCCACAAGGGGCCAAACGCCAGCAGCCAGGAGGACAUCCAGGAUAUGCCACUGACAAGAAACUGCCUUUCAUUGAUCAGUGAUCCACCUCUAUAUUUUCUUUGUAACCUAGAAAUAGGAAAUUAAAGGUCCUGUGAAAUUAAAAUAACGUUUAAGAUAGUUAGUAUCAGUAUGUUCGGAUAUGUAAGGAUAUCUAUAAACCAGUGUGCUCCAAAACAGAGACAGUUCGCAUUUUGUAGAUAUAAACCUGAAAUAAACAUCCAAAGCUUGCUGUUUGUCACUUCCGCCUUAAUGGAUCAAGAUUGUUUUCUUCAUACUUCAGUUUUUGGCAUAACAAGGUGGGUCAGUGGUUAGCACUGUCGCCUCACAGCAAGAAGGUCGCUGGUUCAAGUCCUGACUGAGUCAUUAGAGUUUUUAUUUUCUCUCUGUGUUUGCGUGGGUUUCCUCCGGGUGCUCCGGUUUCUCUCACAAGACAUGCGUUGUAGGUAAAUUGAAUAAACUAAAUUGACUGUAGUUUGAUUGUGUGCAUGUGAAAGUUUAUGGGUGUUUCCCAGUAGUGGGUUGCAGCUGGAAGGGCAUCCACUGUGUAAAACAUAUGCUGGAUAAGUUGGAAAUUUAUUCCGCUGUAGUGGGCAGUUUAUACUUAACCCUAACCCUGAUGAAUAAAGGGACUAAGCUGUAGGAAAAUUAAUGAAUAAAUGAACUUCAGUUUCUCGUCCAAUUUUCUGACCAAUCAAAUGCUCUUUAGUAUCUGACAUGUCCCGCCUCUUUCAAGACACUUCGCAUUUGAUGCACUUGAUCUCAACCACUCUCACUGGCAGAGCUGUAAUAAAACCAAAAUGCUACUGGCUGUUUUUUUAACAAAGGGGAGGAGCUACUCUAUGUCCCGCCCUCUCUUUUCAACCCCCUCAGUUGAAAAUUCUUGAAAAUGCACAUUAUAAAGCACUUCACGGGACCUUUAAUAUUUAGACAAAAAAUGAAAGACAUAAUAUGUGCAGAUUAAUAUUUUGAGUUUUAUAAAACGUUUUGUGCCUUAUUUGUAGCUAUAGCACUUUAUAAAUAUGAUCACUAUAUAACAUUUGCAAUACAAAAUCUAGAUAUUUUUUUUCAGUUUAUAAUUGUCAAUGCACUUCAGGCAAUUCAGAUUAGGGCUGCACGAUAUUGGAAAAAAACAUUGCAAUAUUUUCAUUCACUGCGAUUUAUAUGCUGUUUGACCAGAUGACUUAUUAUCAUUUUAGAUCGAUUGGGAUUGAUUGCUGUAGGGGAGUGUAUCUGCAUAAAAUAUAGGCAUCUUUUUAAAAUGACAAGCAAAGUUCAAU